Messenger RNA from Coccomyxa subellipsoidea C-169, 711 nucleotides. RefSeq lists its product as hypothetical. The coding region runs from base 1 to 711 and encodes 236 amino acids. Lineage: Eukaryota; Viridiplantae; Chlorophyta; Trebouxiophyceae; Coccomyxaceae. The record is from RefSeq and is a predicted model, not a curated record. The transcript is spliced from 4 exons.
AUGUACGUCUUGCUGGGCAUGAACCUUUCUAUGUCCGCUUCCUUGCUGUUGCCUCUGCCAGUUUCAAGGCCUGCAGUGUUUCUUGUGAAGUGGAGUAGAUCGCCAGUGGGCCAGGCAGUCACUGGCACCUUCUGUUUCUUGUUGGUUCUGAUGGCGAUGAACCCCCUCUACGAUAUCUACACAAUUCACCAGCACAAGGACGCGCAAAUAAAAAGCAUCACGUCGAAGAACCGCAGGGGUGUUGAGGCGUCAGCGCAGUUGAGUCUCCUGCUGACAGUGGGCAACAUGAUCUUGCCACUCAUCAAUAGAGGCUUUGGCUUGGCGCUAGCAGAGAUUGACGAGAUACGUUGCAAAUUUGGGGACGGUGUGGCACUCAUCAAGGCAACCAGGACAGAUGUGGGCAGGACAGUGGUGGUGACGAUCGCUGGAUUCCUCAGUAUCCUUCUUGCCAGCCCGCUCUACGAUGUCUACUCCCUGCACUCUCAGAAAGAAAAGUCGGACUCUGCUGAAACGCUGAUGUCUGAGACCCGCAGGGAGACUGAGGCCAGCGCGAAUCUGAGCCUGACGCUGACAGGGAUGUGCCUGGCGCUGCUGGUAAUCGUGCGCGCAUGGGGCCUGGCACUUGCUGAGGUGGAUGACUUGCGCACCAAGUAUGGCGUGGCAGGCGUGACAGACCCAGAGCCCCCCAAGGUCGAGGCCAAGGUGGAGUGA